Aureobasidium melanogenum CBS 110374 is the source of this 309-nucleotide messenger RNA. RefSeq lists its product as uncharacterized. The transcript has a single exon. The coding region runs from base 1 to 309 and encodes 102 amino acids. NCBI's taxonomy places the organism in Eukaryota, Fungi, Ascomycota, Dothideomycetes, Dothideales, Saccotheciaceae. The record is from RefSeq and is a predicted model, not a curated record.
AUGCACGAACGUCUAAGCAUGGACACGAAACAUUGGCGUUGCAGGACGCACCAGUUGCAAGACGACCUGUCACGGCAGCCAACACCCCACCUCUUCACGUCAAGACCGUUUACCAUUGGCAAGAGCGACUCGCCUAGGACUCCUCAUGAGCUUGCGUGCGUAACCUCGCAGUCUGCUAUCGCUAUAGCGCUGCACCGAGCGCACGACCAUGCGGUCUCAGAUCCAUCUCCACGGAUACUCCUUGCAAGUGUGGACCAUGUAGGAGAUAAGGUGACACCCGUGCGACCCGCAAUACCACGUACUGCGUGA